AGGGGCAAAAAGGCCGUGGAAUUGUUUGCACUCUGGGAGGUGGAUCUGUGUGCAGAGCACUCCUUCACUGUGUGACGAGCGACGCCUCUUCAAGAAGAUCGGAAAGCCAGGGACCGCCAAAGCACGGUACAAUCUGAGCAGCAGAGCACCGUCGAUGGCACUGAAGGCGACGACACCAUACCCCGAACGAGAAGACCGAGAGGCACCGAGGGCGCCCCAAGAGGUUUGAGCUACCUGGACAACACCGGGCGCAUCACCAACAUCAAGAACUUCAAAGCUUGGGCGCAGAAUGUCAGAGGCGACCAGGAUCAGGUGAGGACAAAGGAAAUGGGUGAUAUGGGUGGGACAGGGCGACGCUCACCGUUGUGUGUUUGCUUGUAUGCAGAUCUCGAAUCUGGUCACGGCGGAGCGAGGCAGGGGAGGAGGGAGACGAGGAUAGUAAGUCCCGUCUGCCAUUCCGGCGGGCCUUUCCCUGGUACGCACGAACAAGAGAGAAAACCCAGUGAGAGAAUGGACGGGCAGACAUGACGGACGGGUGAGGGCCUGGCACCAUACACGUGCUGCGUCUUUUCUUUGUUGUGUUCCAGUGACACGUUUGAUCCGCUCAGGGUACUACGCGUUCGACGCCCACACGAGAUGUGUCAGCGAGACGGGAGAGGGACAUGAUGGGGGGCCGCUGGGGACGACCUGGCGAUGCGUGAACAUCUGACUGCGUGUGCGUGCACGCUGGCUGGCGGUGUCCGCUGGUGUAGGAAUGAGAGAGAACAAAUCCAAUGAGACAUGGGGGCCUUUCGCAUUGUCUGUGUCUCCUUUAUCAGGCGCCCGAAUCGCUGCCUUCAUUUUAUAUCGGCUGAGAGUGUAGAGAAGCGACGGACGUGUUGAGCGUGUUUCGUUUCCAUCAUCAAUUUGAUGGCGGAGACACACGUAUCCGAUAUCUUGAGCACGAAGUGGACCGUGAGCACACACACGAUACACAACAUACACAUGGAGAUACUAACCUUUCCCUCUUUGUGUAUCUGGUGUAUGUGGUUCCUUUCUGUCUGUCAGUAUGAGUGGCUGUGCAUCCACACACUCAUCCCCAUCUGGGCCCCCCAGCUGUGCCCCGAGCUGCGCACUCCGCUGCACGUGUGGACCAAGUGCCGCAUCGUGCCCAUCUGCCGCCUCAUCCAGGCCGCACCCGGCCAGCCGCUCAUCAACAACGGGGCCGUGAGCCUCUACCACUAA
Messenger RNA from Vitrella brassicaformis, 1224 nucleotides. The record is from the annotation of a GenBank genome assembly. Lineage: Eukaryota; Vitrellaceae.